AUGACUGAUAACCAUAGAGGAUCAGGCUUGUCUACCUCACUUUUAGCAAGACUCCAAGAUGUAGAAGUUACUUAUGAGGGGGAAGGACUACAAAGUCAACUAAUUGGAGAAGGAUCAAACUCGAAGCCAAACUAUCAGACCCUCCCCUCCACAAUGCAAGGAGAGGAGGAAAGAGUCCCAGCGACGCUCAGGUUGGGUACAGCUUCAGGAGCAAAGAGGAAAAAGCCUGGCCCAAAACCAAAACCGAAACCUAAGCCGGAGUCCUCUUCAGGGGGUAACUUUCAAAAAGCAAGUGGCUUCAAGAUCAAAGAACCCUCCGAAGAAAAAGUUGUGUUUGGACCGUGCGGCGAGAUCAGAAGAAUUACCUUAUUCUAA
Molecule: messenger RNA, 375 nt
Organism: Eruca vesicaria subsp. sativa (arugula)
Lineage: Eukaryota; Viridiplantae; Streptophyta; Magnoliopsida; Brassicales; Brassicaceae
Source: the annotation of a GenBank genome assembly